Messenger RNA from Gossypium arboreum, 729 nucleotides. RefSeq lists its product as uncharacterized. The transcript is spliced from 2 exons. NCBI's taxonomy places the organism in Eukaryota, Viridiplantae, Streptophyta, Magnoliopsida, Malvales, Malvaceae. The coding region runs from base 116 to 559 and encodes 147 amino acids. The record is from RefSeq and is a predicted model, not a curated record.
AACACCACGUUUCAAUAGAACGUGUCCAAACUCGAAACCACCCCUUAGCUAUACACAGCUGCAAAUACCGCAUCCUUUUACCCUUUUUUUAAAUUUUAGUUUACAAAUUUUAAGAAUGAACAAAUCAAGAACAAGACGCUACACAUUGUUUCUCCUUUGGUUAAUCAUCCUAUCUCAUCAAAUCCGACCAGUUGUUUGUGAAGGAAACCAGUACAACGAAGAGAAACCAUCAUUGUUCCAGUUGGUCUCAAACACCUUUUCUUUGUUGAAGAAAUCCCAUCAAAGUUCAUGGGAAAAGGUCAAAACCAUCAUCCAUGAGUUCCAGUUGCAGUUCACUCCUCCAAGUCUAGAUUUUAGAGGCACAGGAGGGAAUGACCCAGGUAAGGCUAGUGAUGGAACAGGAGAGAAGGUGAAAGAAGCAGUGAAGGAUAGCAUUGAAACAAGUGAAGCAAUAGCUGAAGAAACUGCAAAAACUGCUGCAGAAGCUGUCCACAAAACUGAUGAGAAGGUGAAAGAGAGUGCUUCUUCUAAACCAGACGAUUCUCAUGAGGAACUGUAACCUAUAUAUCCCAAACUACUUAGAUGUGGGUGUUUUUUCUUUUUGUUUUUUUGGGGUAAGUUUAUUUCUGUUAUAUGAUUUUUGUUGACAUAUUAAUAAUUUAUAUUAUAUAAAUUUUGAUAUGUUUGUAUAUAAGCGAUAACUUUUUUCAUGGUUGGGAUGUGUUCAGG